CCUUUACAAAAAGCAGACAUAUACAACUCUAUAAAGCAAAAGAUUAGAGAUGCCUAAAUCCCAAAGCAAUCCUCCUAAAUAGACAAAGACUCAGAGAUCCAUCAUACUGUGCUUCAUUUCCAAGCCUCUCUUAAAAACACAAGUUUUUAGUAUAAGAAAAUAACAACUUAUCUUAAAAAUGUUAUAUAAGGCAAGUACCUCAACAAACAUACUCAUCAAAGAAAAAAUGGGCACAACAGCUCCUAUUGCAAUAGGCACCAGAGGGACCGUUGGAUCGCUUGUCAGACGAGAGAUUGAGUAUUUUCGUAGGCUUGAGAGAGAUUGUGGUGAUACAUCUAAGAAACUCGAGGCAAAAACUUAUGUAGGAGUCUCUAGGAAAACUACCAGUUUACCAACUAGUCGAGUGAAGACAGCUUCAUUAGGAUCGUUGCUGAGCAUGAGCUGGAGAAAGAAGAGGAGAAGCAAUAAUAACUGCAGCAGCAACAGCAGUAGUAAUAAUAAUAGCAGUAGUUUUCUGCCUAGUAUGUGUUCUGCUGUGGAUGUCUCAGAAAGCAAGAGGUUUGGCGGGUUUAGUUAUAGAAGCCUCAAAACAGAUGUUGGUAUUGAUCCUUAAACUUUUCAUGUGUUUAAGGCUCGCUAUUAUUCUAGGCAUAAGGCUUGCUUUCUUUCUUUUCCUAUAUCAGUAUAUAAAUUUUCUAUUUGUAAGUAGUAAUAUGUUUUUAGUAUCCGAAACCUUAGAUGAUCUUUCGGUUGUUUGUUGCACAAAGCUUUAGAUGAUCCUUAGUUGUCUUAUGACCAUUUCUUGUGUUCAAAAGGAUGCUUGUAAUGAAUCAAUUUGGUGAUAGAUCUUUCAGAGUUUGCAAUUUUCAAUCUUUUAUGAUAAGAAUAUCAGAAACAACUGGUUUCAGGUUA
Messenger RNA from Chenopodium quinoa (quinoa), 912 nucleotides. RefSeq lists its product as uncharacterized. Bases 179 to 613 code for a protein of 144 amino acids. Lineage: Eukaryota; Viridiplantae; Streptophyta; Magnoliopsida; Caryophyllales; Amaranthaceae. The transcript has a single exon. The record is from RefSeq and is a predicted model, not a curated record.